This is a messenger RNA of Lutzomyia longipalpis, 2089 nucleotides long. RefSeq names its product BTB/POZ domain-containing protein 6-like. The coding region runs from base 376 to 1734 and encodes 452 amino acids. Gene Ontology annotation, molecular function: protein binding. Lineage: Eukaryota; Metazoa; Arthropoda; Insecta; Diptera; Psychodidae. The record is from RefSeq and is a predicted model, not a curated record. The transcript is spliced from 2 exons.
UAAUCGAUAAACAAUCGAUACUCGUCUAAAACUUAAUUUAUUUUGACAAUUUCCACAAUUUCCCAAAACAUUGAAUUAAUUUCACUUUUUGUUGAUAAAAUAAAUAAUUAUUUUCUAAGACUGAUUUUGUGCUUAAUUUAUAAUUAAAUUGUUAAUAUAGCUUCUAGUUGAUGUAAAGAUUUGCAAUUUAAUCAUUUCCUCUGUCUUGAAGGACAUAAAGAAAUAAUUUAGUCUCUUUUAUGUUUUUGCAAAGUUUCUUAGCAAUAAAAUAUAUGCAAAGAAAAUUUUCUUAUCACUGUGCUAUUAGAAAUCUUAAUUAUUCGUUUAGUUAAAAACGUUAAAAAAGGCAGAUUCACCCAAAAAGACUCGAAAGAAAUGGCAUCAGUACUGUUGUCCUAUGAGCAAUGGGAUGCAAAAUUCGGGAAAGUUUCUGAGCCCUUUCCGGAGGUUUUUCGUGAUGAAUCCCUGGCUGAUGUGAUUCUCCUGGUGGGCAGUAAUAAAACAAGAGUACCUGCACAUAAAUUCGUCUUGAGCGCCUGCAGUUGGGAAUUCUACAAUGUCUUUCAUCUUUUAAAAUUGGAUGAAGAGGAAUUAACAGUUGAUGAGGUGUCCUUGCAGAUAUUUCUCCACUUCCUAAAAUUCUGCUAUAAAGCCGAAUUAAAUCUCAAUUUGAGUUUAAAAGAAGUUCUUGCUCUCCUCCAGAUUGCCCACAGAUUCAGAGUGAGGCAAUUGAUAAGACAAUGUGAGAAUAGACUUGGUGGAAAAUUAAAUCGAGAGACAUGUCUUGAAAUUUUCAUUGGCCUGGAAGAAAAAUACCUGGAAAAAUCAUCAAAUUUGCAGAGAGAUCUUCAUCAAAUAAUUGCAAAGAAUAUAAUUUUCAUUUCCAAUUCAACGAAUGAAACCGAAUUUGCACAAAUUUCCCAAAGAAAAUUGAGAGAAAUUGCAAAAUUAGAUGAUUUAGAUUGCGAUGAAAUGCAAUUAUUUGAUAUUUUAAUGAGAUGGGCAAAAAGAAAGUGUGAGAAGGAGAAUAUUCCGUCAACUCCUAAAAAUCUCCGGAAAUGCCUCGGUGAUGUUUUCUACGAAAUUCAUUUUCCAAUCAUGAAAUUGGCGUGGAUUAUUGAAAUUUUAACUGAUUACCCGGAUCUCCUGACCGGAAGGGAAUGCUCAAAUAUUCUACAUUUCAUCAAACACAAGAAAAUCUGUCCAGGAUUUAAGAAUAAUGCAAGAAAAUUCGGUCCAGAACCCAUAAGAAACAUCAAGGGACUCAAAGAUUUCGGCGAAACGCGUAUAAUGUGUUUGGGCAAUAAACCCCAAAUGCCGGAAAAGUUCUCCAAGAAUCUUUCUGUUGGAUUCCAGUGUGAUACAUCGAGAACAAUAAUUGGAUUUGGGUUCUAUACGAAAGCAAAUGAAAGACCCGACUCAGUUUCUUGUUCUCUGUGGAAAAUGGGAACGUGGGAAAAGGAAGAUGUAUUGAAUUACAAGCAUAUUCGACGAUGGCCAAUCUGUUGGGAAUAUGAGUAUUAUCAAUAUUAUUUUCACGAAGAAGUACCUCUAUUUGCAAAAGAGAAAUGUAUGCUAUUCUGCAAUUUUUCAGAAAGAAUUCCAAUACUGCAGACAUUUAAUGAAAUCUAUAAAAACGAUAAUAUUCCAUUUUAUGAUGAAGAAUAUGGAAUUCAUACAAAAACAGUGAGAGAAAGUUCUUCAGAAAUAAUUCCAACAUUAAUUUUCAAAUAAAACAUUCAAACUUCUUUGUUUUUUUAAUCCCUGCAGGAUCCAAUAUAUUUAAGCUAAAACUUUGAACUUAAUUUUCUCUCAAAGCUCAAAAAGAUUUUUUUCCAACUGUUAUUGACGAAUUUGAACUUUCUUUCAAAAUUUGAGAUCUUAUUUUUAAAAGAUUUGAAUUGGCCACGGUGACCAGCAAAAUCCUCCAAGCCAAAAAAGAUAAAAAGACGUUAAAAUAUUUAAAUAAAAUAAGAAAAGCAUCUUGACUAGGACAUAUUCUUUAUUUCUCUUAAAAAAAAUUAUGCUCUCAAUAAAAAAAAAUGUUUUUUAUUCAAAAUUUUAUAAAUAAAUCAUGUUUUUAUGGUAA